AUGUCAAGUUCAGAGCAGCAAAAAAAUGAAAAUUCGGGCAUUUUCAGUGACAUCAAGCCAAUUAAAGUAUUCGAAUACCCAGAUCAAACAUCAAAAAUUAUUUGGAGCGUCAAUUCCAAUAAUAUUUUACAAAUAACUUCACAAAUUAUCGAAUUAAUAACAACAAACAAAAUAUCUGUCCAAAUGGCACUUUAUUUGAUUGAUAUUAUUUCACAAAUUCGUGUUAAAGAAAUCAAAUUAUAUUCAGAACUUUAUCAAAAGAUAUCAAACGAAUUUUCAUGCAUCAUCCAGCCGAAAAAUUUGAAUUUGGCAGCAUUAUUAUAUUAUAAAGGCCUCAAAUUUGAAAGCUUCAAAGCUUUCAUGACAGAAGAAGAAAUUCUCAAUUUAUUUUCAACAGAAUCUCCUUUAUACUAUAUUGCAUGGGAUAAAGUUAAUGAUCUUAAGAAUAAAUUCCCAAAUCUUGAUCUUGAAAAGAAAAUUAAUGAUAUCACACCGCUUGAUUGUGCAAUUAAAUAUGGAUCAGAAUUGUGUUUCAAUUACUUGAAAAAUUUAGGAGCGCAAUACACAGAUGAAUCCGAAAAAUAUGCUCUUCAAGGUGGAAAUAAAGAGAUCUUUAUGCAAAUGAUAGACGAUGGUAAAUUAUUUAAAAACAUGAUUAAUACAGCAUUGAAUUAUCGAAACUAUGAAAUUGCUGAGUAUCUUAGAUCAAAUUUUAUACAACCUUUCAAUUCAAUAGCAGAAAGUAUGCAUUUCGGAAAUUAUGAUAUUGUAUCUCAUUUACUUUCUAAUGGAUGGAAUAUCAACAAAAUUUAUAAUCUCUUUCUUUCCAUAUUUAUCAUUGGUUAA
Molecule: messenger RNA, 846 nt
Organism: Trichomonas vaginalis G3
Lineage: Eukaryota; Parabasalia; Trichomonadida; Trichomonadidae
Product: protein ubiquitination
Exons: 1
Coding region: 1-846 (281 amino acids)
Source: RefSeq, a predicted model, not a curated record